AUGUCUAAUGCUAGUGUUAUUAUUUCCGGUGAUUUAGAAUAUAAAUGUCGAAUAAUAAAUCCUGUUGAAUAUACGAAUGAAUUUGAAAUGUUUGUUAGAGAUACAUUUUUUAAAUAUGAACCAAUGAAUACACAUCUCGGUUCAUAUCCCGAUUAUAUUCAUUUAGAUUGGUUUCGACAACAACUUAAAAGAGCAAAAUCUGAUAAUGUUAGUUUGGGUAUUUAUAUAAAUGAGACACUUAUCGCUUAUGCAAUUAAUCAUGUUGAACAUAUUGAUCAAAAUGAACCAAAUGAUGAUAAUACUAAUUCAACAUUGAUUCUAAAUGAGACUAUGCGAAAAUAUCAUGAAAUUUAUUUGUUAAUUGAUAAACUUCAUGUGGAUUUAAAUUUAUAUUCAAUGUUUAAUGUUAAAUCGUUGUUUCAUAUUCUAUUAAUUGGUGUUCAACCACAAUAUCGUCAACUCAAAUUAGCGAAUAAACUUAUAUUAGAAUCGAUUAAAUUAGCACAAAAAAUAAAUUUUGAAGUAAUUUAUGCCGAGGCAACUGGUAUUUAUUCAUUAAAUGCAUUUCUUAAACAAGGUUUCAUGAAUGUGAAGACAAUUGAGUAUGAAUCGUAUGAAAAUGAAAGAGGUGAAAAAACAUUUUCAGGCAUACAAACUCAUAAAGGAUGUUCAAUUGUUGUCAAAGAUUUAAGAGAACAGAUAUAA
Didymodactylos carnosus is the source of this 705-nucleotide messenger RNA. Lineage: Eukaryota; Metazoa; Rotifera; Eurotatoria; Philodinida; Philodinidae. The record is from the annotation of a GenBank genome assembly.